Molecule: messenger RNA, 999 nt
Organism: Ramularia collo-cygni
Lineage: Eukaryota; Fungi; Ascomycota; Dothideomycetes; Mycosphaerellales; Mycosphaerellaceae
Exons: 1
Coding region: 1-999 (332 amino acids)
Molecular function (GO): protein binding
Source: RefSeq, a predicted model, not a curated record
AUGAAUCAAGAAUCUCCUACCGCUGUAUCUCUGGAAGGGCUUGUGUAUCCUCAUCCCAACCUGACAGACCACACGCUCGACGACAACGACCUGGAGCGGAAUUGUCCUCUGGACCUGGGUCGACACCAUGUUCAACCUCGCCACGACCUCGGUGCUCUGGACGGGCUACCUCUGGAAAUACUCAGCGCUAUCCUCGUUGAUACUCCUCUUCGAUCCCUGAUGGAAUUCCGACGCGUGAAUCAGCGAGCUAUGCAGGUUGUCGACUCCAUACCACAAUUUCAAACAUGCACGCGCUACACACUCGCUCCUCUACGCGGCAUCCUCAGUAUCAACGCAGGCUCGCAUACCACCUGCCAAGACCUCUUCCGUGCAUUAAUAACCUCCAAGUGCGAAGAAUGUGAAGACUUUGCCGGAUUUAUCUAUCUACUCGAUUGUACUCGCGUUUGCUUGCUCUGUUUCUCCGAGAAACAGAGAUAUGUACCCUUAUCAUCCGCCGAAGUUUUGCGUCACUACGGGCUGAAUCGAGGUCGUCUCGCAUCCUUGAUCGGCAUGAGGAGCGUGCCUGGAUGCUAUUCUCCAAAUGAAAAGACAGUACCCGCUCGAUUGGAGCUCUUCGACCAAGCCUCAGCCCGACACGCCGGAAUACAACUUUAUGGAUCUGCCGUGGCGAUGGAGCAGCACACUUCACAAACUGCAGCGAGAAAGUUUGAAAAGCGUCGGGCGAGUUCGAGCGGGAGGCCGGCAAGUACACCGGCGAGGGGAAAUCCUCGUUCGUCGUUUGCGAAACGUUUCAUGGCUGUCGUGCGUGCACCCACCGUGGAUGUAUCGAUAGGCUCAGUAGAAUGGGGCUUCCAUUGCCUCGGUUGCAAAAGGCAGUAUCGAAAGCCACCGCUGCACUGGAGGAGGAAGUAUACUAUCCAGACUUUUGAAGAGCAUGUUCGAGAGUGCGGGCCUAUCGUUGAUGGCGAGCAUGUUUUGCCAUCAAGAGGUGUAGUUUGA